AAAUAAUUUGUAAGAUUUUAAUGAAAUUUACAAGUAUGAUUAGCAAAGCACGAAAAUAAAAUAGAGUGAAAAUACAUUUUCUCUCGGAAAUGACAUGUAUUUCAGAUAUGAACGAGGUUCGCGCGAGAUCGCUCUUUGAUUGGUUGAUAGAUUCUUGCUUCGAAAUUCAAAAUCGUUUACUUGAAUGUGGACAGACUUGUCAGUAAAGUUGGCACCACCACCACCUGACUUCCUGGUGCACUUGUUCUAUAAACUACAUCAUUAUUGCUGUGGUCAACAUUUAUUCUGCACAUUGUUACAUUACUCUAUGCAAAUGCAGCUAUUUAUUAUUCAUAUUUCGGUAUUUUGUGAGAAUUAAGGUGAUAUCUGAACAGAUCAACUCAGUCACUUACUCCUCCAUUGGUUCAUCUCCAAACUUACGUCCUAUGGAAGGAGGCAAUAAUAUCUACACAGGCUCACCAGAUUCUCCUCAUUUUUCUCGUCGAAUUUCCCGUCUCUCUGAUGUAGAUGACAUAAAACGUGACCUCAGUAAUAUAACCGAUGACUCUAAUGACGACAGCUACCCACUGGCUCAUAUCAACACUGUUUUCUCUUCACCUUCAAACAGCAUUGAUUCUGGCUUCCAGUCUCCUUCCAUUGAGUGCUUAUCGUUAUCUUUUUCUCCAGACAUUUCUCUCUCCUCAAACCAUACUUCAUCUUCUCAAAGGAAAGAUUAUCACAAAUCAACAAUAAAUGGCACUCAAUAUCCAAAACAGGAGCUUGAUAUUAAUUUCGCUUCACCAGAGGGAAAUGUCUCUUCUUGGACUACAAAGACUCCGUCUACUUCAUUUAUUGAACUCUCGCUUAACGAUUCCAGUUCCUGGAAGAACAACGUUGUCCCAUUGGCUGACCCUACUCCAAUGCAAUGUUCAACUCCCCUAUUACCACGUAACUUGAAAAUCUUAGCAACCCCUCCAAUCACAAGCUGUUCAACAAACAAUGUGGAAUUUAUUUUAAAUUCUCAAAGCUUCCAGUUAUCUUCAUUGUCCUCUUCUACAACUUCUACAACCAAUUCUGUUGGAUUGCCACUUUCCAAACCAAAGGAACUUGUAAUAGAAAUUCUAAAACCUGUUUCCUUCUCUGAGGCUCAAAUAUCACCACUUGCUCCCACUGCCCCAUCUUUCCAGCCUGCUACAUUGAAUAACCAAUCUAAAACCCAGACUAAACCUGGAGAAAAACUGACCCAGACUGAAAAGACAUCAAAUCCACAGACUUUGGGUAGCAGCCAGUUCAACAAGCGACCUCCGUUCUCUUAUGUGAAGUUAAUAGAAAAUGCACUUAACAGUCGUCAUGAUAAACGCAUGACCUUAAAAGAAAUCUACCGAUGGAUUGAAACCAACUAUCCUUAUUACAGCAACACUACAAAGCUUGGAUGGAAGAAUUCAAUUCGCCAUGAUUUAUCUACCAACAAAUGUUUCGUUCGAGAACCAACUCGUUACUAUGGUUCUCACUGGAAAUUGGUUUCAACUGUUAAAGACACGGUUUCGUCAUCAUCGUCAUUGUUGUCGUCGUCGUCAUCAUCAUCAUCAUCAUCAUCAUCAUCAUCAUCAACGGUAUCAACAACAACUUCGUUGUCAUUAUCAUCAUCAGUGUUAACAUCAUAUUCAUCACCCUCAUUAUCAUCUGUUGCCACAAGUUCAAAGUAUAAACCUCAGUCUCCUGUUGUUAAUACUAUGAACAGCAUACCAUCUGUGAUUUCUUCAGGAACUCAUCCGAAAUUAUCUAUUAACAGUCAAACAAAAGCUAAUAGUAGACGUAAAGAGCCUCCUUUGAUCUUACCUCGCCCUAAUGUAGCACCUCAAGCUUAUGCCUUAAUUCCCAUACACACCAAUAAUCUGACGCUUCAGAAUCCCUCUACUAUUUCUACUCCUCUUAUCAUCCAAUUACCAACAAUUUCAACUACAAAUCCAGUCAAAAACUGUACAGGUAAUUUAAUGUCAAACACUGAAAUACCAGCUUCACAAAAUUAUCCUCUUACUUCCACACCAAUUUUACCAGCAUCAAAUAAUCACCAAAUUUCAGUGAAAGAUCUUUUAUUGUUUGACCAAAAUUCUCUCAGCAAAUCUCAAAACUUGGCUGAAGAAUACCUACAGUCAUUACCUCAAGAAACGGCUGAGCAACAUAGCAGCAAACGUUUGUGUCUUAAAGCAAAUAUGAAUUUGAACACAACCACAAAGAAAUCUUUACUCUCAGAUCAUAAUUUUCAGGAGCAGAAACCUCCAGCUAAUAAGAAGAAUCGGCGUAAACAAAAAUUUGUUUUGAAGGAAAUGAAUCCACUAGACUCCUCUGUUAUAGAAGAUUCAUUUUCAUUGAACAAAGAACUAAGACCUAAAGUAGUACAAUCUAUUUCGAACACCAGUUUAGACAUAAUGUCUUCUUCUUUACCUCUUACUCAAAAACCAUCUGUAACCUCAGUGCCAAACAUUUGUGACAGUUCUUUAGACAGUAGUUUUCCAGAAUUAACUGAGGAAGAGGACCAAACAUUUUUAUCUAAUUUAGAUUCAAAUUCAAUUUACUCUCGUAGAAAACCUAAUAUAUUGUCAAGGAAGUCAUUUUCACAGAAUAACUUUACUACCAAACAAGAUGGUCCUGAAAAGUUAUCUAUGUUUUCGACAAGCACAAGCAAUAACAUUCUUGAAUCUGACUUUGGCAAUUUAUUUGAUAUUCCACUUGCCUCUUGCAAUAAUCCAGAUACCAACACAGGUGAUUUACAUGACCAAUUAAAAGUCAAUAAUUGUAUUGAAACUAUUUCAUGGGAUGACUGUCAUUUUAUGUAGCAUAAAUAAUUAGAAAAACUCAAUGUAGUAUUCUGAAUGUGAUGACUAUAGUCCACGAUAAACAUUUUAUUUUCAUGUUAUAUCCAUCCAUCCAUCUAUCCAUCCAUCAUUGAAGGAACAAAAAUCCAGUUAUUUUUUCGUUAUAUCAAAAUUUGUUUGAUUACUUGUUAUGAACAAUUAUAAUUCUUUAUAGGUCAGAUUAAGUUAAUAAGUCUGAUGCAACCAUAACAUUUAUGCUGUCUAUAUACUUAUUGAUAAAGGGUCAGAUUAGAUUUUUUAUAAUGUUGGCCUGAAAUGCUGGUUAAAGAGAAGACAUGAUAAAUCAAUCUGUUAAGAUAUCUUGUAUGUUUGUGUCAGUGUCUGUUGUUUGGGAGUAAGUUCUGAUAUGGAGGAAGGAGUAUGACAUCAUUCUUCCAAAGACAUGACAAGUAUUGCCUUCAAACUUAUUUCUGUAACUUUUACAAUUUCUAAUAGUGAUGGAAUUUCUUUGCUUUGAGGAAAAUGUUGAAACUUUGAAGCUAUAAGAAAAAUUCAUGUUAGAAAGUGAAAUUGAAUAUAAUUAUAUUGAAAUAGUUAUAAUUCUGUAUUAUUCAACCACACUAUGAUAUUCUAAUGAAAUUAACGAAUAUGAUCUAUUUGAAAAAUAUUUUUUCCAAUAUAAAAUGAGAAAAUAUUUUUCUGCAAAAUGAUACUAUAGAUAUUACUCUCUUUAUGUUGUAAAGUAUUUGAUUUUAAUAGAUGAUUGUAGCAUUGUAUAUAUCACUAAUUUUUAUGAAUUCAUUUAGCUGGUGAUCUUAUUGAUUUAAUUAUACUCUUAUUUAUUGAGAAUUUAUUAAUGGCUGGCAGGUUGUGUAUGACAACGAAAUGAGAAUGGGUUAUGUUUUUCUUUCUUCCUUUAAUCAAAACUUCAUAAGUGCAAAAGCUGGAGUUUGCAACAAUGGCUAAAGAGUCUCUUGUUAUCAGAAUCACUGUGCAGAAGGAAAACAUUAAAAAAUUAAUUUUAAUAUGUUAAUUCAAAGCUAAUUCAUAUAUGCAUCAAACUGUAUAUUAUACUAUGUACUGUGCAGUACUAUAUAGUAUCAUACUAUUUAUUAUAUCUCCUAGCUCUUCAAUUCUGACUAAAGAUUCCUCUUGGUCAAAUAUUCAAAAUUACACUUUAUAUCUUUUCUGUGAGAGUGAUUAUUUCAAAAAGAGCAUUUCUGUUUCCUGGAAACAGAAAUGCUAUUUUGAUUGCAAGUUAGUUUGAAAUGCUUGAAUGUUUUAGCAAUUUUUGGUUGAUGGAUAUCUUCAGGCAAGUUUCUUUUUUUAUGCAUGGCUGUGUGGUAUGAAGUUUGGUUCCCAAUCACAUAGUUCUGGGUUCAGACCUGCUGUGUAGCACAUUAGGCUACUGCCUUCUACCAUAGCCCCAGGCCAACCAAAGAUUUGGUAGACAGAAACUGAAAGAAUUCCAUCAUAUAUGUGUGUGUGUGUGUGCUUGCAAUUGUCCUGCACCACCACUUGACAACCACUAUUGGUUUGUUAUUUAUUUACAAUCUCAUAACUUUGCAGUUUGGCACACAAGACCAACAGAAUAAGUACAAGCUUAAAAAAGAUAAGUAUUGAGGUCGAUUCAUUCAAUUAAAACCCUUCAGGCUUCAAAGAUUGAAACAAGUAAAAGAUAAAAGAAGUAAUUGACAUCAGUUUUGAUUUAUGUGAUAUCAUUCUUGUAGAAAUUUAUCUUUUGGUAUGAGGUAUACUUCUAAUAAAGAGUUGCAAAUGGCUUGGUCUGUAGGAUGCCAGCUUACAAGCCAAAAGAUUAACAGCAUAUAUUCCUUUACUUGUACUUAAAUACUAUCUUUCCUGGACCAGUCAACUUAACUUUAGAUUGGCUCUAUAGAAAGGUAAAAUUUAUUAAUGUGAAUUGCAGUGGCACUGUAAAGCUGAGGAACAUUGUUUUGGCUUUGAGUCUGAGCUGAAGUGCUGUUUCUUGAACUUCUUUUAAAUGCUGAUGUGUUGAUGAAAUCUGUGGUUAUGCAUAAAUGUUUUGAUGGGUUAAAUGACAUUAUGUCUUCAGCUUUUACUAGAAGACAGCUUUUGUACAUGUAAACACAAUGUCUUUGAAGUUGAAUACAACUAGAAUUUUAAGAAAGCUGACCUCAAUACAAAUAGAUAUAUAUUAGUUGUACCUAGUUUGAAAAUAGAAUGAAGAGUUAUUUCAAGCUCAUUAGGUAUUAUUUUAUUUCUUAGCAUUCUCACGAAAGCUUUCAGAUAUUAUCUUACACAAUUUAGAAGUUGGAUAAUUUCAGUUUCCUAGUUUUUUGACUGUUGUGGUUGGAAGAUUUGAAUUUGAAAUUAUAUGAUAGCUCUGAUAUUCAACAGUGUGGGUAUGGUUGUGUUGUAUAUUUAUUAUAAAAUUAUGUAUUUAAUUAUAAAAUCUAUGAAUGUUAUAUUGAAUGAAAUGUUAUAAGUUCAUACUAGGAAUAUGGCUAGUAUAAAUAUUUGUUGAACAUUUUACCUCUUCAUGUUAAUGAUUUGGUAUACGGUAAAAGACCAUUCAAAUUGAAAACUACAAGUCUUCUAAUUCAUGUCAAUAUCUGAAAGAGAAUUUGUUAAUCCAUCUAUGCUUGUAUUGACAAAUGGAUGUAAAAAAGAGAAAUUAUAUAAGGUAUAUCAAAGUAAUAAAAUCUGAUUACCAUCAUUCAUGAUAAUUGCACAAUGUUGUAUUUACAAAGUAUCCUGUUGUAAAGAUUUCCAUACACUUAAUUUCUAUAUUACAGUUUUCUGUUUUGCUUGGUAGCCAGUAUUUACAAACAGUUUAUCUGAAAUCAAUUUCCAUAAUGUUAUUGUUAUAUUGAUAUUCACAAUAUGAACACCUUUUUCUUGUUUUCUGAAAUGUUUCGUUACUUCAAAUUGAAGCAAAAAAGUGAAUAAAUUAUAAUUGCUCU
Molecule: messenger RNA, 5740 nt
Organism: Octopus bimaculoides (California two-spot octopus)
Lineage: Eukaryota; Metazoa; Mollusca; Cephalopoda; Octopoda; Octopodidae
Biological process (GO): regulation of transcription by RNA polymerase II
Cellular component (GO): nucleus
Molecular function (GO): RNA polymerase II cis-regulatory region sequence-specific DNA binding; DNA-binding transcription factor activity, RNA polymerase II-specific
Source: RefSeq, a predicted model, not a curated record